This is a messenger RNA of Gossypium raimondii (Peruvian cotton), 1717 nucleotides long. Its product is annotated as galactokinase. The record is from RefSeq and is a predicted model, not a curated record. The coding region runs from base 76 to 1575 and encodes 499 amino acids. NCBI's taxonomy places the organism in Eukaryota, Viridiplantae, Streptophyta, Magnoliopsida, Malvales, Malvaceae. Gene Ontology annotation, molecular function: galactokinase activity; ATP binding. Gene Ontology annotation, biological process: galactose metabolic process; carbohydrate phosphorylation. The transcript has 13 exons. Gene Ontology annotation, cellular component: cytosol; cytoplasm.
CAAAUUAUUCCUUAAGAUAAACAGAGUAAUUAUUGAAAGAAAAAAAAAGAGUAGCGGUGCUCAUCAGAGAGAGCAAUGGCGAACCACGGUGAGCUUCCGAUUCCAAUAUACUCUUCGCUUGAACCGGUGUACGGAGAAGGAUCACAGCUUGAAGAAGCUAAGCUUCGAUUCGGUAAACUGAAGUCCAGGUUUCUCGAAGUAUUCGGUCACCCUCCCGAAGUCUUCGCUCGAUCUCCAGGGAGAGUGAACUUGAUUGGAGAACAUAUUGACUAUGAAGGAUACUCGGUCUUGCCGAUGGCAAUCCGGCAAGACACGAUUGUUGCAAUUCGAAAGCGUGACAAAGGAGAGGCUGAAAAGCUUCUCCGAAUAGCUAACGUCAAUGAUAAGUACACUACUUGUACUUAUCCUGCUGAUCCUAACCAGGCAAUUGACUUGAAAAACCAUAGAUGGGGUCAUUAUUUUAUUUGUGGGUAUAAAGGUUAUUAUGAAUAUGCCAAGUCAAAAGGAGUAGAUGUCGGUGUGCCUGUUGGUCUUGAUGUUCUUAUUGAUGGAACAGUUCCUACUGGUUCCGGUCUAUCAAGCUCUGCCGCUUUUGUUUGUUCAUCUACAAUUGCUAUUAUGGCUGCUUUUGGUGUUAACUUUCCAAAGAAAGAAAUUGCCCAAGUUACAUGUGAUUGUGAACGGCACAUUGGAACGCAGUCCGGUGGAAUGGACCAGGCAAUCUCCGUGAUGGCUAGAAACGGGUUUGCUGAACUAAUAGAUUUCAAUCCUAUUCGUGCAACUGAUGUGCAACUCCCUGCUGGUGGUACCUUUGUAAUAGCCAAUUCAUUGGCAGAAUCUAAAAAGGCUGUUACAGCCGCUACAAAUUAUAAUAACAGAGUUGUUGAAUGUCGAUUGGCUGCUAUCGUGCUUGGUAUAAAGCUGGGAAUGAAGUCACAGGAGGCAAUAGCAAAAGUCAAAACUCUUUCUGAUGUUGAAGGGUUAUGUGUUAAAUUUGCUAAGGGUCACGGUUCUAAUGAUCCUGUACUUGCUGUCAAGGAAUAUUUGAAGGAGAAGCCAUAUACUGCCGAAGAAAUUGAGAAAAUCACUGAGAAACAUCUUCCAUCAAUCUUGGGCGAUAACCCAACUUCGUUGGAUGUGCUAAAAGCAGCCAAGCACUUCAAGUUGCACCAGAGAGCCGCUCAUGUGUUCUCUGAAGCCAACCGUGUUCAUGCUUUCAAGGAAACCGUGGAGUCGAAGUUAAGUGAGGAGGAAAAACUGAAGAAGCUCGGCGAUCUUAUGAAUGAUAGCCACCACAGCUGUGGUGUUCUCUAUGAAUGCAGCUGCCCGGAGUUGGAGGAACUAGUAAAAGUAUGCCGAAACAAUGGUGCUCUAGGAGCAAGGCUGACCGGAGCCGGAUGGGGUGGUUGCACAGUGGCGUUAGUAAAAGAGAGUAUCGUACCCCAGUUCAUUGCCAAAUUGACGGAACAAUUCUACAAAUCUAGGAUUGACAAAGGUAUGAUCAACAAAAAUGACCUUGGUCUCUAUGUUUUUGCCUCAAAACCAUCAAGUGGUGCAGCUAUUAUUAAAUUCUAGUAUGUUUUUAACUUAAUGUGUACUCUUCCACUAAAUAUUUUUUAGCUUUGUAUGUGAAGAUACCAUAUAAAAGAUCAUAGAAUAAAACUCAUUUUGAGAUAGAUUAACAUUAUUAAAUUUCAAUAAGAUUUGAUUAUUUUUU